Molecule: messenger RNA, 2567 nt
Organism: Oncorhynchus nerka (sockeye salmon)
Lineage: Eukaryota; Metazoa; Chordata; Actinopteri; Salmoniformes; Salmonidae
Product: KH homology domain-containing protein 4-like
Exons: 14
Coding region: 225-2117 (630 amino acids)
Cellular component (GO): nucleus
Molecular function (GO): RNA binding
Source: RefSeq, a predicted model, not a curated record
GUCAGUUUUUCUUUGACUUUUCUCUGGUGUUAUGCAGUUGACGACAGUGUGAAGUUCCCGGGGUGAUUUUAUUACGAGCGGAACGGGAAUCCAGACUGCCCUGUACGACACCGUCGGCGGCCUUUACGACCGGACCGGAGUCCUGAGGAAUGAGGACGUGUCCAGGGCUGAGUAGAGUGGCUAGUUAGGACACACAUUCCUCUGGAUAUUGAACUGUACUAGCUAUGUCGUCUGGGAUGACUGGACAGACACCGUGCCUAACCAAUAGCAGCAGAUGGGAUCAGCCUGCUCAGCCCAAAACGAGGGUAGACGUCAUGCAAGGCUUCGCUUCCUCUGCCCAGACCUGCGCAUCGGCCACUACGACCCCUCAAUCAGCCCAGCACCCUGUAGCUGGCCCCAUGGUGCCUCAGGCAUUGCAGGGGGACAUGCCAGCAGCACAGGGGGGAGGCGUGGAGAUGGCUGCUGCUAUGGCUGCUAAGAUCAAUGCUAUGCUGAUGGCCAAGGGGAAACUGAUGGUUCCUCCACCACUACCUGGCAAGAUCCCUCUGUGUAUGUCGGCUGCCACUAGUGGAGACGAGACUGUGGUGACGGAGGUGGAUAUCAACGAUGUGCCCAUCAACAGCAGAAACCUGCUCACCAAAGGGAAAACACAGGAAGAGAUCCGUCAGUUCAGCGGUGCAGUCGUCUCAACCAGGGGCCACUACAUGACCAGUGCAGAGAAGUCCCAUGGAAAGGGAGUAGAAAGGCCCUUGUAUUUACACGUCCAGGGGAAGAGCCAAGACGAGGUCAAUAAGGCAGUGCUGAGGAUAAAGGAGAUCAUCUCUGAGGAUGUGUUGAGGACAGCUGCAGCAUUAGGAUCCCAGCUGAGACCCGUCAUACCCCCCCUGCCUCUCUACCCCCAGCCCCCUCGCCCCAUGGCUGCCCCACACCUACCCAGGAUGCCUAGUGUCAACCCUCCUGUGCCACAUGGACACCGGCCCGCCGCGCCACACCAAGGGAGUUUUGUGCACGUCAAGAUUUUUGUGGGUCUGGACCAGUCCCUGCCCUCGUUCAAUGUGAACGAGAAGGUGGAGGGUCCUGCGGGGAUGUACCUGGGACACAUCCAGACAGAGACGGGAGCCAGAGUGUUCCUCAGGGGGAAAGGCUCGGGGUACAUAGAGCAGGCCUCACGACGGGAGUCCUUCGAACCACUCUACGUCUACAUCAGCCAUCCCUACUCCACGGGGCUGGAAGCUGCCAAGAAACUCACAGAGAGCCUGUUGGAAACUGUGAGAGCUGAACACAGCCGCAUGGUGUCCAUCUACACAGCCACCGGCUCCACCCAACCAUACCCAGCUCAUGGAUACCCAGCUAAUAGCUCUUACUCUAGCCAGGGCUGGUACAGCAGUGGUUACCCAGGGUGUAACGGGCUGUCUGGGGGCUAUGCUGCCUCUACCAGCUACCCCACACCGCCAGGACCCUCUGGCUAUUGGACUAGUGCUGCUAGUGGUCAGCCCAGUCAAUCUAACCUGUCGACAAACCCUCCAUCUUCUCAGGCUAUGGUUCAGUAUCCUGUCUGUCCCAGGAAGACACACCCAUACCUAUUGCAGGACCCUGGGUGCAGUGACCCGACGGAGACUGACCCGACGGAGACAGACCUGUCGUCAUCCAGCUCCCCUCAGACAGGGACAGGAAGUCCUAAACGGCGCUUUCAGGAAAAGACUGAGGAUGAGCGGGCCUCUCAGCCUGCCAGCAGCUCACCUGAGGCCCCGGUGAGAGAGAAGUCUCCUCCUCUACCUCCAGCUCAGAGAGAGGAAGAGUCGGGACAAGGAGCUGAAAGGAUGUUGAUGCCACCUCCUCUCCCUGUGUUUCUGGCCCCUGGCCCUGUGGCACGAAAGAGACCCAGGGAGACAGCAGUACCAGAGGUCCCACCCAGUCUACCACCCAGAACCCUCGGCCCUGUGGCACACAAGAGACCCAGGGAGACAGCAGUACCAGAGGUCCCACCCAGUCUACCACCCAGCACCCCUGCAUCACAGGAUUGUCCUCAGGAGGUGAAGAAGACUAAGGUAGUGGAGAACCCUUCAUGCCUAGUACCCUACGGUGGGGACUCUUCUGAUGAGGGAGAGGACUCCUAGCAGUAAGACUCUAACUCAUACGCCCACUACCCUUCACUAAUCCUAUCAGCCCCAACCUAAAGUGUCCUCAUUCCACAUAGAUGCUGGGUUGCAGUGUUCAGCCCAAGUCUAGCUUAGCUCUGCUAUUACCGUCAUCGACUACUGGACAUUGGACAGAGCGUGGCAUUGCUAUGGCCCCGCCCCCUCAAAAAUAAAGCUACUUUAUGUUAAUUAUUAAACCCUUUUCAUUUGAAAAGGUCCUUUUUAUUUCAAAUCUGAAAAAGCAUAUGUAGUUGUCCAUUCACGACCGAGCCUGCUCUACGACCGAGCCUGCUCUACGACCGAGCCUGCUCUACGACCGAGCCUGCAGUACACAAAUUCACUGAUUUAUUACUGUUAUAUUGUGUAUAAUCGAAAAUGGUGUGAAUCUGUUCCCAUGGAAUACAUUAAUAAAUGGAUUUGGAAACAACA